Engraulis encrasicolus (European anchovy) is the source of this 1100-nucleotide messenger RNA. RefSeq names its product mucin-2-like. The transcript has 3 exons. The record is from RefSeq and is a predicted model, not a curated record. Bases 54 to 1085 code for a protein of 343 amino acids. NCBI's taxonomy places the organism in Eukaryota, Metazoa, Chordata, Actinopteri, Clupeiformes, Engraulidae.
CCAUAGUAAUAGAACCAAUUUUUGUUUUUGUUGUUUUCCUCGUCAAAGUGGAAAUGGAGAAUAGUCAAGGGGAUAAAGUCCCCUCCAAAACAGAAAUCGGACCGCCGCUGCCGCCCGCAGGGGUUGUAGGCCUAGGCGUGCCGCGUGAAAGUCAAGAUGGAGAAAUAUCAGGCGAACCCAAUAACCUGUCAGGACGCAGUCCAGAAUCAGAUGACGCUCAGCAGGAGGUGUUGUGCCCUGGCCGUUCGGACCGACGCAGUUCGACGCAGUUGGCAGUUCGAUUCGCCCCCCUGGAGGCGAAGAUCAGAGGCCUAGCCCCCCUGGAGAGCCUUCUAGAAAGCAUCAACUCGGACCUAGAAGCCCUGACUGGAGAUGCCGAGGAAACUGAGACCGUCCAAGAGCAUGUGGACGCCACCACCACCACCACCACCUCCACCACCAUGUCCCCAGAGAAUGUGGACACCACCACCGCCACCAUGUCCCCAGAGAACGUGGACACCACCACCUCCACCACCGUGUCUCCAGAGAACGUGGACACCACCUCCACCACCACCACCUCCACCUCCACCACCGUGUCUCCCUCUGAGAGAGAGACUGAGACGCUCCCGGGAGACACAGACGCCCUGAGAGCCUCCUUCAGCCAGGACUUCAGCCAGCUGCAGCCCCGUCAUCAUCAUGUGCCCGAGCUGCCCGCCCUGGGAGAGCCGGGGCCCUGGCAGAGCGGCCUGAGGGCCCCCCCGACUGGAGGGCUAAGGGCCCCCCCGACUGGAGGGCUGCUGGAGAUGGAGAUGGAGAUGGAGAUUCACUCUGACGUCCCUGUUAAACAAGGAGACACGUCGCCCCCUGGCUGCCAGGUAGAGAGUGAGGGCGACUCGUCUCCAUUCGAGAUGCUGAUGAUGCCGCCAGCACCUUUUGAGUAUGACGAGGCCUUCAGUGCCGCCCCCACCAGGCCAGAAGAGGAACAGCAGGCGGCCUCCUCCUCUAGUGCUGCCCCCACCAGGCCAGAAGAGGAACAGCAGGCGGCCUCCUCCUCUAGUGCUGCCCCCACCAGGCCAGAAGAGGAACAGCAGGUAAAGAAAAAGUAGCGUAAGGGCCUCUGC